This is a messenger RNA of Colletotrichum acutatum, 819 nucleotides long. Its product is annotated as putative aldolase. The transcript is spliced from 3 exons. The coding region runs from base 1 to 819 and encodes 272 amino acids. The record is from RefSeq and is a predicted model, not a curated record. Gene Ontology annotation, cellular component: cytoskeleton. Lineage: Eukaryota; Fungi; Ascomycota; Sordariomycetes; Glomerellales; Glomerellaceae. Gene Ontology annotation, molecular function: actin filament binding.
AUGGACGGCUUGUCAACUAUUGACGGAACCGGCGCAACAAUCGGCAGAAGUGCCCCCAUCAAGGGCAUUCCCGAAUUCUCAGACCCGCUUCAAGAACGCAAAUGGAUGCUGGAUCGUAUGGCCGGCGCCUUUCGAGUUAUUGCCCGCAAGGGAUAUGUUGAAGGCACCGCUGGUCAUAUCUCGAUUCGUGACCCAGUCGACCCUGACACCUUUUGGAUCAACCCCCUUGCUCGCCAUUUCGGUCUGAUGAAAGUCAGUGACAUGGUCCAUGUCAAUAUGAAGGGAGAAAUCAUUGGUGGAAACUACGCAUGUAUCAACAACGCCGGUUUCAACAUCCACUCUGCUCUUCACGAAGCCCGACCCGACGUCAAUGCAGCAUGCCACUUCCACAGCAUCCACGGCAAGGCAUGGUCCGCCUUCGGGAGACCACUAGAAAUGCUCAACCAAGACGCGUGCACAUUCUUCAAAGAUCAUGCCGUUCACGACAUGUUUGGCGGCAUUGCAUUCGAAGCCUCGGAAGGAGAGAGGAUAGCUACAGCUCUAGGCAACAAAAGGUGUGCCAUCUUGAAGAACCAUGGUCUCGUGACGACAGGGAAGACGGUCGAUGAGGCGGCGUUCCUGUAUACCCUGAUGGAAAACUCCUGUCGCAUACAGCUUCUUGCAGAGGCUGCUGUAGCAUCGGGGAUCGAGAAGCACCUUUGUCCUGAUGCCGAAGCUGAGUAUACAUACCGGUUGACUACACCUGAGGCCAUGUGGUUGGAGUUCCAGCCGGAUUACGAAUAUGAACUGGCCAUGUCAGGCGGAGACUUUCUCUCAUGA